Molecule: messenger RNA, 916 nt
Organism: Coccomyxa subellipsoidea C-169
Lineage: Eukaryota; Viridiplantae; Chlorophyta; Trebouxiophyceae; Coccomyxaceae
Product: integral membrane Yip1-family protein
Exons: 5
Coding region: 1-717 (238 amino acids)
Biological process (GO): endoplasmic reticulum to Golgi vesicle-mediated transport; vesicle fusion with Golgi apparatus
Cellular component (GO): trans-Golgi network
Source: RefSeq, a predicted model, not a curated record
AUGUCUGAAUGGCAGCUGUCCUACGACCCUGCCACCUCUUACAGGUCAGGACCCCCUUCAGGAAGCAGUCAGGUGGAAUGGUACCAGACGGGAGGCGCAGACUUCUCAGCCAACAGUGCUGACUACACCUAUGACGCCAUGGGAGGCACCAGCACCUCCGCAACCUAUGGCUCCUUCGAGGACGAGGCCCCUCUCCUAGAGGAGCUGGGGAUCGAUCUGCAGGGCAUCUUGAGGCGCUCCAUUGCCGUGCUGACUCACCGGCUCGGCUCCAAUGUGCUGCUAGAUCUGGACUUGGGGGGCCCGCUCUUCUUUGCUGCCAUCCUGGGCAGCGUGCAUCUCCUGACGGGGAAGCUGCACUUUGGGGUGAUACUUGGCUGGUCGGUGGUGGGCAGCGCAGCGGUCUGGUUUGUAGUGAGUAACCUGGCCGGACCCGGCGGGCACGCGAGCGGGCACGAGUUGGGCACGCCAGGCAUCUACGACUGCUGCUGCCUGCUCGGCUACGGCCUGCUGCCCAUGCUGUUGCAUGCCCUGAUUUCACUCCUCGUCCCCAAGGGGACAGCGACAAUUGCUCUGGCAGUCUUGGCGGUGCUUUGGAGCGGCAUUACAGCGGCCAAGCUUUUCACAAAAAGAUCACCCGUGCUGGAGGACCAUGUGUAUUUGAUAGCCUACCCCUGCCUCCUCAUGUACUCCGCUUUUGCCCUGCUGUCGAUCUAUUAGUGAUGGCAGCGAGGCUCUUGCCUGACUGUGUAGGAUACACGCUGUAGAUAGGCUUUUCAGAUUGAUGCUGUGCGGUGCACCAGAUGAUUGCUGCACGGCCCCAAGGACUGUUGUAAGGAUGUACAUGCAUGAGGCUCAUAUGAGGCUCUACAGGGCACAUAUUCCAGGGCAAUUAUGUAAAUAUGUACCUCUUGCAUGC